Molecule: messenger RNA, 1740 nt
Organism: Clarias gariepinus (North African catfish)
Lineage: Eukaryota; Metazoa; Chordata; Actinopteri; Siluriformes; Clariidae
Gene: cdr2b
Product: cerebellar degeneration-related protein 2b
Exons: 5
Coding region: 66-1151 (361 amino acids)
Source: RefSeq, a predicted model, not a curated record
GAGAGAGAGCAGGAGAGAGAGAGAGAGAAAUCCAACCUGCUGCAUUAAGAGUGAACAUACACAGGAUGCUUACAGACAUAAUAGCAGAGGGGGAUUUCGAGAUUAAAGAGGAAGAGCUGUGGUAUGACCACCGAGAUCUGGAAAAUGAUCUUCAUUUGGCCGCUGAGCUGGGCAAAACCCUCCUGGAGAGGAAUCAUGAAUUAGAGGAAGGUCUCCAGCAGAUGUAUACUACCAACCAUGAGCAGCAGCAGGAGAUUGAGCAUCUAUCCAAGCAAGUGGAAAUGCUCAGGUCAGUGAAUGAUCAGCACGCUAAAGUCUAUGAGCAGCUAGAUGCGACUGCACGAGACUUGGAACGGAGCAACCAAAGACUUGCACUGGAAAACCGCUCAGCCCAGCUUAAGAUCGAGGGGUUCCUACCCAGUGAGCACUCCUUAUCUGCAAGCACUCCCUCUCUAGAGGAAGAUGAAUGGGAAGCGAAAGAACACGCGGUCCUUUUGCAUUCACUGCAGGCCCAGCUGAAUGUAGAGCGAACCCUACGGGAGACUGCUGAGCAGGAGGCUGAGGCUCUGGCCCGAGAGAUCAGUGAUCUGGAGCCAUGUAUGACUCUGUUGGAAGGCUAUAAAUCUCGUCUGGCUGAGACUGAGGCUGAAGUCGAGGAACUACGCCAGAUGUUGCACUCUGAUUCAGCCUCACACAUGCUUCCAGGCUCUCUGUUCUUCCCUUCAGAGGAGGACGUAAGCGAGACGUGGGAGAUGAGGCAGGUGCUGAAGGUUUGCAACAGCGAGAGGCAGUUGCUGGGAGUUAGCAGCAAGGACGACGACCUGAGAGAUGAAGAACAUGUCCAUAGGGGGCAUUUAGAGACCGUGCAGAACCACGGUAUGUCUCUGCUAAACGAGAUGGACGCUCAGUACAAUGCUUUACAGUGGAAAUACAACGCACUUCUGCGCCACUGUGAAGCUGGUUCGCAGUUACAGUGUGACAAAGCUGUGCAGACAGACGACAUUCAGCCCUCAACGCUAAAUCCAGUCAAACACACAAGUUCUCAGGAGAGUGCUCAGAUCCCUGAGUACAAAACGCUUUUCAAUGAGAUUUUCACUUACAUCCAAAACAGCAAAAAGGACUUAGAGAUUAACAGAAAUAAGUCAAAUUAAUGCAGCUGAUUUCUACAUAAUUAGCCAAAUCUCCCAGCAGGCAUCAGGUAUAAUAAGGUAACGAGGGCAGAGUCUGAAUUAACUGGAUUCCCAAAGGAAUAAGGAUAUUUAAAGCUAGAUCUCACAUUUUGUUUUCGUUAUAGACCUAAUUGAAACUGAUCUCCUUUUGAUGAAGUCUUUCUGUGAUGUACAGGAUAAAACUAUGUUUGCUUUUUUUUUUUUUUUCGCUCCUAAUUAUACAGUAGGUAGUAUGUCUUAUUAAUGGUGCUGCAAAAAUGUUUAGAAAUAGAAUUACAUUUUGAUUCAAAAUUGAAUACCCUAUUUUGUCUGGCAUGUUUAUUUCUCUGAGGCUUAGAUAUCAGCAACAGUCAGUAGCGUAUUUUUGGAAAUGUUUCUGGUUUUUGGAGCACAUAGAGUAUGCCUAGACAUCCUCAGGGAAUGUCGAACCAGGAACAAAAGCAAUGAAUACAUUGUUUAGUUUUUGUCUUUCUCUACUUUUUUUAGUCAAUCCCUGACAUCUAAUACUUUAUAGACAAUCAAUGUUAGUGUUAAAUGUAAUAUAUGCUGUACAAUAACAAUUCUUGUCAUG